Molecule: messenger RNA, 1773 nt
Organism: Alternaria triticimaculans
Lineage: Eukaryota; Fungi; Ascomycota; Dothideomycetes; Pleosporales; Pleosporaceae
Exons: 1
Coding region: 1-1773 (590 amino acids)
Cellular component (GO): small-subunit processome
Molecular function (GO): protein binding; snoRNA binding
Source: RefSeq, a predicted model, not a curated record
AUGUCGUCGUCCUUCUUCACCGCGCCGGCCUCACAGCGGAAACGCAAGCGCAGCGAAGCCACCGCCGGCGCCCCCAAACGACGCACCACAGACGCGCAUGCUCGCCGCAUGCAGCGCGAGGAGUCCAUCAGCGGCAGCGACACAUCCGAGGGCGACGGCGCACCCACGUUCGACGGCGGCGACGAUGCAGACAGCGGCGCUAGCUCUUCGGAAGACGAGCACGAGACGGCGGCGGACAAGCGCCUCAGGCUGGCCGAGCGCUAUCUCGACAACAUCCGCAACGAGGUCGAGGAGGACGUGGGCUUCGACGCCGAGCAGAUCGACAAGGACCUGAUCGCCGAGCGACUCAAGGAAGAUGUUGCGGAGGGCAAGGGCAGGAUAUACCGAUCCAUCGCUGCUGAGCUUGGGUUUGAAUAUGCAUCACACGCCACGGCCUACUCAGGGCUGCAAAAAGCCACCACCGGAUGCGCUGUCAAGCUGCCGCAUGCCUGGACCAUCAGCAAGGAUCUCGUCGUCGAGAAGUGGGCAAUUGCAGACCCGAAAUCGUAUGCGCCCGACCCCAACCGACCGUCCAACCUGACGCCGCGCACCACUCCCAAGAGGCUUCUGUGGCGCAAGGGAAACAAGAACAAAAAGGGCGACCGCGCCUUUCUGGGUCACACGGGCGAGAUUGUGUCUAUAGCCAUCUCCGACUCGGGAAAGUACCUGGCCACGGGCGAUGUGCAUGCGCGUCUGGUCAUCUGGGACGCCGACACCCUCACGCCCCGACACCUCUUUACUCGCCAUCGAGAUGCCGUUCUCUCACUGUCCUUCCGGAGGGGCACCGAGCAGCUCUUCUCCGGCGGCGCAGACCGAGCAGUCAUUGUCUGGAGUGCGCCUGAAUCUGCGUACAUUGAGACACUGGUCGGACACCAGGACGCCGUCAUUGGUGUCGCAGGCGGGUUGGAGAUGAACCAAGAGACAUGCGUCAGUGUAGGCGCCCGCGAUCGCACUGCGCGCCUGUGGAGGGUCGUCGAGGAAAACCAGCUCGUCUUCCACGGAGGCGGUACGGCCAGGCAAAAGGGCUUGGACAAGCUGCGCAAAGGCCGAUUUGGCAAGAAUGUUGACGGAGACGACAAACAGGAUCAAGACGUCGGCGCCAACCUCGACGAUGCGCCCAUGGCAUAUGCCGAAGGCUCCAUCGAUUGCGUCGGCCUUCUCGACGCCGGCUUGUUUGUCACAGCAUCGGACAAUGGAGCCUUGUCGUUGUGGUCUGUCAACCGGAAGAAGCCCCUUUUUACAUAUCCACUUACCCAUGGCCGCGAUCCACCGCUCUCGCCCGAGCAAAUGUCAGCCAACGACGACGCCGCAACAUCGACGAAGCCCGGUCCGCGGCUACCGCGCUACGUGACUGCGCUUGCUACCGUUCCCUUUGCCGACUUGAUCCUCACAGCGAGCUGGGACGGCUGGAUACGCGCCUGGAGGAUUACAGCCGACAAGAAGAGCAUUGAGCCCGCGGGCAAGAUAGGACGUGUGCCGAUUGCGGAAGACGAGUCCAUGGUCAAUGGCAGCUCUAGGGACGAUGCUAUUCUCAUACGAGGCAUUGUGAAUGGUCUUGCAGUUCAGGAGAGAGGAGACAGAGGCAAGGAUGGGCUGUGCGUGGUGGCUGCCGUGGGCAAGGAGCCCAGGUUAGCCAGAUGGAUGUCUGCAAAGGCCAAGAACGGCAUUCACGUUUUCGAGGUACCGAGAAGAAGCCUGGCAAACGGCACAACUGAGGGCGAGGAGGAGGGUUAG